This is a messenger RNA of Haemonchus placei, 2823 nucleotides long. The record is from the annotation of a GenBank genome assembly. NCBI's taxonomy places the organism in Eukaryota, Metazoa, Nematoda, Chromadorea, Rhabditida, Trichostrongylidae.
AUGACUACUAUAACAUUGCAAUAUUCGUACAUGGUAAAACUAAAGUAUUGAGAAGAUGCCGAGCUUCAUCGUGAUCAGGUCGAAGCCGUAUAGCUUCUUGAACGUGUGAUUUCGCCAGAUCCAUAUUUUGCAGAUCAAAAUGACAUUUGGCUUGAAGAAGAUGACACUCAAAGAGAACUUGUUCGCAAGCUUGAACCUCAAGUGAGGCACAAAUGUCGAUGGCCUGCUGGGUUCGACCCUGUCGUCGUAAAACUCGUGCUAUCGACAUAAUGAUCUGUUGACGGACUUUCAGAAUUCCACUUUGCAUGUCUUGCAAUUGCUCUACUUUCUUGCACAUUUCGCAUUUAUUCAAAGCAUAAUGGAGCCGAUGCAUAGCGUCUUCGAAUCGUUUCUUCCUGAAUAGAAUUCCUGCAUCAUCCAUGAGCUUCGAAAAGAGGACGAAAAGUGCUUCAGGAUAGGAUUCGAUGGCCGUUUGCCAGGUAGUGGAUCGUAAUCGAGCUCCCCUGAUCGGAUCAAUAAUUAGUUCAGUACUGAGUGGUUUCGAAACGAUGAAUUUACCAAAAAAAAAAGAGAUUCCAUUGAGCAGUGUAGGUCAUAAUUACCUCCCAAGCAAUGCCUCCAACGCCGGCUUAUUUUUAUUCAUGAGGGCAAUCUGGACAGGAUACAUCCCAUCGUCAUCAGGCUCCUCUAUAAGCAUACCUUCUUCUAACAGUCGAUCGACAAUUGCUCGACAUGCUGACGCACAAGCGAUAUGUGCCAGGGUUUUGCCGUUCUUGUCUUUACCAGUAAUCUCAGCAUUUCGAUCGAGCAGAAGCUGUACUGAUGAUAAAUGGUUCUUAUGGAUAGCGUGUGCCAGUGCUGUCCAACCGUGAUCAUCUCGUUGAUUGAUAUUAGCACCUUUGUUAAGCAGCAUGUCGAUAAGUCCGACAUGUGCGCAUCGUGCAGCAGCGAUGAUUGGCGUCCUGCCGAACGCGUCUCUACAUUCGAUGUCGCAAUUUGGUAGGUUGAAUACAGCCACAACCAGAUCCCAACUGCCACUUUCGACGGCACAUAUCAAAGCAGGACGUUCUGCAGGCCAUUGCAUUGUGGAUAGGGUUGCACCACGCGACAAGAAGAACUGAACGGUAUCGGCUUGACCAUGUUCACACGCUGCACACAUAGCUUUAGCGAAGUCCGUGCAUGCGAACGAGUCGACCAGCACUUCGCAAACUUCUGUCUGACCUGCGCCGGCAGCUGCUACCAUAGCAUUCUCUAUAGCUGUAGUUCGCUCUUCCAUCUUUGGCCACUUCUGAGCGAGGAUACAUCGCACACACUUCACGUAGCCAUUCCGUGCAGCUUCAAUGAGAGCAGUUGCAGAUGUUUUCAUAUUGUCAAGGGGAAGAAGCAAUGGUAGCAGAUCCAGGUGACCAUGUUUAGCCGCAAUAGUGAGAGCAGAGUCACCUUGUUUUUGAUGAACGAGCCCACCAUGGCCGAUGAACAAGUUGACCAGAUGAGCGUUACCGGCCGCUACAGCAGCUUGCAUUGCUGACAUCGACUCCGACGGGUCGAUGCUGUUCACGUCUGCGCCCGCCAUGAAUAGAAGUUGGGUCACUUUGGUAUUUGGGAAGAACAUAUUCCGAUAGUUGAAAAGUGCUCGUUUAAUGUCAUUUGAACAUUGCUUGACCCAGUUAACCUGGCCAUCUUUCAUCGAAGUGUACUCAGGGAGAUAUUUCCCGUGCAUAUACUUAUACGGAUGUGCUUUGAGAAGAUGAUGAGCUAAUUCGAACAAUUGGACGGAGCUCAACGGUGCUUGUUGAGUGAGAUAUAAAGCGAAGAGUAUGUGACCAUGCCGGAGCAACAAUCGAAUGUAGAGCAUAUUUCCAUUUGCAGCAAAUACUAUCCGAUCGACCAAAUCACCGAAAGGAUCAAUUACGGAUCGACGAGAACACGACAGAAGAUGAUUUUCCAACUCAGGUUCCAUAGAUAAUCGGUACUCAACAAGCAUUCGACAGUCGCGAACCACUCGUUCAUCCAAAGCGAUGUCGUCUAAUCGAAUUCUUCUCGUUAUUAUAUCGUCAUAGAUUGACGAAUUUUCCGGAUUACAUGAGACAAUAAAUCGGACCCAUGGAGGUAGAUGAGGGAUCAAUGUGCAAAUGAAUGUUCCAAUAGAUCGUCCAUCCUCACUUCGGUGGAAUUCCGCCUCAUCUGUGCCAUCAACAACGAUUACUAGACUGCCGCUCUGUAUAUCGCAGAUGUGAAAGGCGACAAGACGAGCGGCAACAGCUCUCAUCCAUUCGUAGUUGGCUGAGUUCCAAGUAGUACCUCCGUCAGGAACACAGCCAGAGUCGAUCGUAUCGGAUGUCUUGGCUGAGUAGAAGGAGGAGUUCAGGAUUAACUGAUUGAUGAUACUCGUUCUACCGGAUCCUCGACGUCCUUCGAUAAUUGUCACUGGAAUCUUGUCCACAACGGCAGCCUCAUAGAUCUCUCUGAAUGCCCAUUCUCGACCGAUGAAAGCCUCUUCGAGGUCGGCUUUUGAUGAGAAUUGGUCUAGAUCGAACAAUGGUUGAAGUCGCGUCUCCACUACCAGCCGUUUUACUCCCGAAUCAACUGGUACACUCCGUUGUAUACCGUUAACAGGACACCGUUUCCGUAUAGAUGACAUCGACAUUACUGUUCCAUUCCGGGCGAAUCGAUUUGAAGUGUUCAGCAAUGAAAUUGUCGAAUUAUUCGACCGACGAUCAAAAGGGAUAUCGUUUAGCCAGUAGGCGUCAGUCAUCUGACCAUCGGCACGGUAACUCGUACUGGGCAGUUUGGCCAUGUUAUUUUGACGAGCUGAUGAGUUGA